AGGAUUGGAAGAUAGAUUAGUGUGUUGACAACUAAGAAGUACAUGCCAGACUAAUUAUAUUUAGGAAAUCUCAAAUGAAUCAUUAAUGAUGAGAGUAUUAGAAUUAUAUAGUGGUAUCGGCGGAAUGCAUUGUGCACUUCAAGAAAGUGGGGUUAAUGGUAGCGUUGUUGCAGCAGUCGAAAUAAAUCCUAUCGCGAAUGAUGUAUACAAGAGCAAUUUUCCAAAUGUUUUACUUAUGAAUCGCAAUGUUCAGUCAUUUUCAGUGAAAGAGAUAAACAAGUUGAAUAUAGAUACUAUACUAAUGAGUCCUCCAUGUCAACCUUAUACAAGAGUAGGACUUCAAAAAGAUGUGUUGGAUAACAGGUCGUCUUCAUUAUUUCAUGUUCUUGAACUUAUACCUCAAAUAAAAACAUUAAAGUUUAUAUUACUUGAAAAUGUUAAAGGAUUUGAGAAGUCUGAAAUGAGAAAUGCAGUAUUAAAAUGUAUCAACAACUGUGAUUUUAAUUAUAAAGAAUUAAUCGUAAGCCCAUGUCAAUUUGGUAUUCCAAAUACUAGACACAGAUAUUAUUUAUUAGCUAAAAAAAACAAUCUUCAAUUUUGUUUCAAUAAUGUUGCAAUAAAUUUUAAUUUACCUGAAGAUGCUCUAAAAUUCUUAUCAACAAGUAAACACGCUUUGUCAGCAGAAAAAAGUUGUAAAGAAAAUAUUGUAACACAUCAGAAGUGUUAUAAAAUAGAGAAUAUUUUGGAAAACACUGAGGAGACGCAAUACCUAAUACCAAAAAACUUGUUGCAAAAGAGAGCUUGGUUAUUAGAUAUAAGGACACGACAAAGUAAUGGUUCUUGCUGCUUUACGAAAGCCUAUGGUCAUUAUGUAGAAGGUACAGGAUCUGUAUAUUGUCCAUUUUCGGAAGAAAAAAUCAAAGAAACAUUUUUAGAAGCAAGUAAAUACAAUCAAGAAUCGCUAGAAAGAUCAGAAACUCUAGAAAAAUUAAGAUUACGAUAUUUUACACCUAGAGAAGUGUGCAGAUUAAUGUGCUUUCCAGAAAAUUUCACAUUUCCAGAGCAUAUAACACGUAAACAGAAAUAUAGAUUAUUAGGUAAUUCAAUUAAUGUACAUGUAGUUAGCAGGCUAAUAUUUUUAUUACAUAUUGAGAAAUAA
Messenger RNA from Hylaeus anthracinus, 1159 nucleotides. RefSeq names its product tRNA (cytosine(38)-C(5))-methyltransferase (gene Mt2). Gene Ontology annotation, molecular function: methyltransferase activity. Bases 86 to 1159 code for a protein of 357 amino acids. The record is from RefSeq and is a predicted model, not a curated record. Lineage: Eukaryota; Metazoa; Arthropoda; Insecta; Hymenoptera; Colletidae. The transcript is spliced from 2 exons.